AUAUUAACUUAUUAUAAUUUCAUUAUAUCAUUAUAAAUUUCACAGAACGUGGGAAAUCCCCGCGUUAUAUGGGGGAAAACACGUGUUAUACAGAGACAUGAAAUUGCAUAGUAUGAAAACGCGUUAUAAGAGUACCGUGUUAAAUGGGGAGCAGACAUGUUACUUGUAGUUGUAUAAGUGUUUUAAAGGCAGCUCUGUAUAUGGUAUGUGUUAUGUUACAGCCAAAGGAAUAAACAUCGACGUCCUUGCAGAACUUACUACCAACGAUAUUGAUCAUUUAAUUCCUGCAGAACAAUUCGGUCUACGAAUUAAAUUUAGAAAAAAACUUUUUGUGUGGAAACAACUCAACGGAUUAACAACACCCCUGGCAAGUACAAUUACUGCAUCGAAUUCAUCAUCAUCAACAGUAAAUAAUUGGAUAAAUACUAAUAUAAUAGAUACAGAUGAAAAUGGUAAUCCUGAAAAUCAACCGAUCUUUAAGUUAGAAAAUCUCUUAUUAAAAUCGGUUAGUGGUCAGUUAAUUUUAUCAGAAUAUAAAGUUAGUGGAUUAAGUUCGAAAAAUCGAAAUAUCCUUACCACGAUAAUCGUGGAGGAUUGGUUAGCGAGUGACACAUCUGUAGAUCGCCAAUUGUGCCAAAAUGUCGCAAAGGAAAUAAAAAACCUAUUCCCAUUAGAAUGUGAGGUAACGUAUUUGGGUACAAAAAACAACGGGGAAAACUAA
Molecule: messenger RNA, 721 nt
Organism: Onthophagus taurus
Lineage: Eukaryota; Metazoa; Arthropoda; Insecta; Coleoptera; Scarabaeidae
Source: RefSeq, a predicted model, not a curated record